AUGCCAGUCACUCUCGUGCUGGGCUCCCAAUGGGGCGACGAGGGCAAAGGCAAGCUUGUCGACAUCCUCGCUACCUCUGCUGAUCUCGUCUGCCGUGCGGCUGGGGGCAACAAUGCGGGCCAUACCAUUGUGGUCAACGAUGUGACGUAUGACUUCCACAUCCUCCCCUCUGGACUCAUCAACCCUUCCUGCAGAGUCAAUCUCAUCGGCACUGGCUGUGUCGUGCACAUCCCCAGCUUCUUCAAAGAACUCAAAGCGCUAGAAGAGAAGGGACUCGUGGGCGUGCGGGAGCGCAUUCUGAUCUCAGACCGUGCUCAUGUGUGCUUUGACCUACACGGUGUCGUAGACGGCAUCUCUGAAGACAAAUUCAAGAAUGUUGAUGGCGGAAAGGGCAUGAUCGGCACUACUCGCAAGGGUAUUGGACCAUGCUACAGCGACAAAGUUGCCCGCCGUGGAGUGACUUUUUGGAUGCUCGUGAACGAACAACAGCGCUGGGAGAGGCGCCUACGGGACCUGGAAGCCAGCUACCGCAAAUUGUACGGCGACGCAGCACUGGAUGGGUACAGCCUGGAAGAGGAGAUCCAAAAGCUGCGCGGAUAUCGGGAAGAGCUUCAGCAGUACGUCGUCGAUCAGACACCCUUACUGGCGCAGGCGGUCGGAACCAAGGGGAUUGCCACGGCGAGCUUGAACGGCGCUGGGGCUCGUCAGCCUAACAUCUUGAUUGAGGGUGCCAAUGCACUCCUCCUCGACGUCGAUCACGGCACAUAUCCUUACGUCACGUCGAGCAACACCGGCCUCGGCGGUGUCUUCACUGGUCUUGCAGGUCUCUCUCCCCAAUCCCUCUCAGCGCCCGGGAGCAACAUAGUCGGAGUUGUGAAAGCAUAUACUAGCCGCGUCGGCGCUGGCCCCUUCCCUACGGAGCUCAACGCCGAAAUCUCCCCCAAGGACGCUGAGUACGGCGAGCGUCUACAACAGGUCGGCCGUGAAUGGGGUGUCACGACGGGCCGUAAACGGCGCUGUGGCUGGUUCGACCUCGUCCUGGUCAAGUACUCGGCGGCCGUGAACUGCUACACACAACUUAACCUGACGAAGCUCGACGUCCUCGACGGCUUUGAGGAAAUUCGCGUGGCGACCGCGUACAAGGUGAAUGGCCAGACCCUGCCUAGCUUCCCCGCGGAUCUAGAUGUCCUGGAAGAGAUGGAGAUCGAAUACAAGACCUUCAAGGGGUGGAUGACGCAGACGACGGGCUGCAAGAAAUUCGAAGACCUGCCGGCACCGGCCCGGGAGUAUGUCGAAUUCAUCGAGCGCGCGGUCGGCGUACCGAUUAAAUGGAUCGGCACUGGUCCGAAGAGGGAGGACAUGUGUUUCCGCUAA
This is a messenger RNA of Fonsecaea erecta, 1374 nucleotides long. Its product is annotated as adenylosuccinate synthase. Gene Ontology annotation, molecular function: GTP binding; adenylosuccinate synthase activity. NCBI's taxonomy places the organism in Eukaryota, Fungi, Ascomycota, Eurotiomycetes, Chaetothyriales, Herpotrichiellaceae. Gene Ontology annotation, cellular component: cytoplasm. The record is from RefSeq and is a predicted model, not a curated record. The transcript has a single exon. Gene Ontology annotation, biological process: 'de novo' AMP biosynthetic process; IMP metabolic process. Bases 1 to 1374 code for a protein of 457 amino acids.